Otolemur garnettii (small-eared galago) is the source of this 1786-nucleotide messenger RNA. RefSeq names its product taste 1 receptor member 1 (gene TAS1R1). Gene Ontology annotation, cellular component: membrane. The transcript has 5 exons. Gene Ontology annotation, biological process: G protein-coupled receptor signaling pathway; sensory perception of umami taste. Gene Ontology annotation, molecular function: G protein-coupled receptor activity. Lineage: Eukaryota; Metazoa; Chordata; Mammalia; Primates; Galagidae. The record is from RefSeq and is a predicted model, not a curated record.
CACAGACCGGAGGUGAUGCUCUGUGACAGGCCCGGCAGCUUCAAUGGCCACGGCUACCACCACUUCCAGGCCAUGCGGUUUGCCAUUGAGGAGAUAAACAACUCCACAGCCCUGCUGCCCAAUGUCACCCUAGGGUAUGAGCUGUAUGAUGUGUGUUCCGAGUCUGCCAACGUGUAUGCUACACUGCGAGUGCUCUCCGUGCCAGGCACACACCACAUAGAGAUCCAGGAGAACCUUCUCCACUAUUUCCCCAAGGUUGUGGCUGUGAUUGGGCCUGACGAUACCAACCGUGCUGCCACCACUGCUGCCCUACUCGGCCCUUACCUGGUGCCCCUGCUUCUAGAGCAGAUCUACAAGGUGAAUUUCCUUCUACAUGAGGACACUGUGGCGUUUAAUGACAAUGGUGACCCCCUCAGUGGCUAUAUCAUCAUUGUCUGGGACUGGAGUGGGCCCAAGUGGACCUUCACGAUUGUUGGCUCCUCCACAUGGUCUCCAGUUCACCUGGAUAUAAAUGGCUCCUCCACCUGGUCUCCAGUUCACCUAGAUAUAAAUAAGACCAAAAUCCAGUGGCAGGGAAAGGACAACCAGGUGCCUAAGUCUGUGUGCUCCAGUGACUGCCUUAAAGGGCACCAGCGAGUGGUUACAGGUUUCCACCACUGUUGCUUCGAGUGUGUUCCCUGUGAGGCUGGGACCUUCCUCAACAAGAGUGACCUCUACAGCUGCCAGUCUUGUGGGAAAGAAGAGUGGGCACCUGAGGCAAGCCAGACCUGCUUUCCACGCACUGUGGUGUUUUUGGCUUGGCAUGAGCACAUCUCUUGGGUGCUUCUGGGAGCUAAUACGCUGUUGCUGCUGCUGCUGGUUGGGGCUGCUGGACUGUUUGCCUGGCACCUAGACACCCCUGUGGUGAGGUCAGCUGGGGGCCACCUGUGCUUCCUCAUGUUAGGUUCCCUGGCCGGGGGUAGCUGCAGCCUCUAUGGCUUCUUUGGGGAGCCCACACUGCCUGCAUGCUUACUGCGCCAAGCACUCUUUGCCCUUGGUUUUGCCAUCUUCCUGUCCUGCCUGACAGUUCGCUCCUUCCAACUGGUCAUCAUUUUCAAGUUUUCCACCAAGGUACCCAUGUUCUACCGUGCCUGGGUCCAAAACCAUGGUGCUUGUCUGUUUGUGCUGAUCAGCUCAAUGAUCCAGCUACUUAUCUGUCUAACUUGGCUUACGGUGUGGACCCCACUGCCCACCAGAGAAUAUCAGCGCUUUCCCCAGCUGGUGAUGCUUGAGUGCACAGAGGUCAACUCACUGGGCUUCAUGCUGGCCUUCGCCUACAAUGCCCUCCUGUCGGUCAGUGCUUUUGCCUGUAGCUACCUGGGCAAGGACCUGCCAGAGAACUAUACCGAGGCCAAAUGUGUCACCUUUAGCCUGCUCCUCUACUUUGUGUCCUGGAUCACCUUCUUCACCGUGGCCAGCGUCUACCAGGGGAAGUACCUGCCCGUGGUCAAUGUGCUGGCCGCGAUGAGCAGCCUGAGCAGCGGCUUCAGUGGCUAUUUCCUCCCCAAAUGCUAUGUGAUCCUCUGCCGCCCAGAUCUAAAUAGCACAGAGCACUUCCAGGCCUCCAUCCAGAACUACACAAGGCGCUGAGGCUCCACCAAGCCUGCAAGCAGGACUGUGACCGGGCCUGAAGGUCGAAGGUUGAGCAGGCGCGUGGUGUCCCAGAGGCCCUGGGUUCCUCUGACUUGGGUUGGGAUGGGUAAGCGCCGGGGAGAGCCCAGUUCGGGCUGCGGGGGCUGCCAAUAAA